Molecule: messenger RNA, 1634 nt
Organism: Leptopilina boulardi
Lineage: Eukaryota; Metazoa; Arthropoda; Insecta; Hymenoptera; Figitidae
Exons: 2
Coding region: 402-857 (151 amino acids)
Source: RefSeq, a predicted model, not a curated record
CACAACUGUGUUGUUUUGGGUAGGGCUAGAAUUUUUUUUUUCAUCAGUUUCCACAAUUUUGUGAUGUGAAACACUUGAAGUUUAUUCUGGUCAAACAGAAAAAGAUUUUAUCGAGAUUUUUCAAAUUCCAUUACACACGAGAGACUCGAAGAUCGAUACAUACAAUUUUUUUUUUUUAUUAUUUUAAAUUAAAUGUUCAAUGUUUUGAAGCUGAUUUUGAUAUUUGAUGAAAAUUAUCAAAAGAACUAGGACAAAUUUUUAAUGUAAAUAAAAUAAUAAUAAUGAUGAUUCUUCAUAGAAAACGUAGACUUGGCUAAUUCUUCUUUGAGUCAAGAAAAAAAAAAAAAAAAUUCCACAAUCAUUCGAUUCAGAAAAGAAAGAAGAAAAAAAAACACAGAAUCAUGCAAUUUUCACGAAAAAUGAGUGCACAAAAUGUGAUGGCAAGUGUAUCGCGAGCAUUGGGAACACAUCGUGACAGUAAAUGUCCAAAUGAAAUUAAACUUGCACAACACGAGAGCAAAGAGAGUAUUUAUGAGCCAAAACAUAAUAAAAAAUUAAUUCGUGUCUUAACAGUAAUUGCAUAUUUAAUUUCAGUUAGUUUAGCUGCAAUUAUUUUGUCACUUUAUUAUGCAUUUAUUUGGGAUCCAAGAGAUCGUGGACAUUAUGCACUUAAACAAACAUCAAGUCAAUUCAAUUUCAAUAAAUAUGAAAAUAUUUCCAAUCACAUUUAUAAUACAAUUCCCGAGCAAUUGACACAACAUAAUUUAAAUAAAACAUUAUUCGCUAAUUUAUCUCGUAAUCUUAGUCAAAUUCAUCAUAAUUUCAUGGGAAUUCAUCAUAAUUUUACAAAAAACUGAUUAAUUUAAAAAAAAAUAAAAAAAAAUAAUUAUACAUAAAUACUAGAAAAAAAUAAUAAUAAUUUAAAUAUGUAGAGUAAUUUUUAUGUUCCGGAUCUCAUAAAAAAAAUUUUUUUUAAUUCCAUUAUUUUUGUUUAAAAAACGAAAAAUUUUUUUAUCCGGAAAAUAAAAAUCAUGCUGUAUAAAAAAAGUGAAUAUCAUUGAUAGUUAAUUAUAUAAGGAAGAGUGGGACGUGACCAAUUAAUUAAGAAUUUUUGAAUUUGAAAAUUUUAUUUAUCAAAUUAUUCCCACCCUCCCCUACUGUUAAUUAUUGUGACAAAAAAUCAAAUAUUUCCGCGUGUACGUAACUAUAAAAAGAAAAAAAAAAAUUAUUUUCUUUUUCCAAAUAGAAAAUAUAAGUGUCUCUUGUACCUUCUAUUUUAUAAUAAUGUAUUAGAAAAAUUGAUAGAUUUUGUUAAAAAAAAAUUAUUUUAUUAAUUCCCCAAAAAAAAUCGUUCCAAUUCUUUAUUAAAUUUUCGAAAAAUUAAAUACUUAUAUUUUAUCAUAAAUAUUAGCUAACUAAAAGUUUUUGAUUAUUUAUUUAAAUCUCUUUCUCAUGUGAUAAAAAAAGCAAAAAAAAAAAUCUCGAAUUUUUUAUUUAGACUAUUAACUUCGAUUUAUAAUAAUUGUAAAUAUAUUUAAAUUUAGGGGAAAAAAAAAUUACUUUUGUUAUACAGAAAAGUAUUCAUCGUAUAUAUAUAUUUAUUCAAAUCUAAUAAAAAUUCUAAUUAAAAUGUA